Betta splendens (Siamese fighting fish) is the source of this 2277-nucleotide messenger RNA. RefSeq names its product embryonic ectoderm development (gene eed). NCBI's taxonomy places the organism in Eukaryota, Metazoa, Chordata, Actinopteri, Anabantiformes, Osphronemidae. Gene Ontology annotation, cellular component: ESC/E(Z) complex. The record is from RefSeq and is a predicted model, not a curated record. Bases 44 to 1375 code for a protein of 443 amino acids. Gene Ontology annotation, molecular function: nucleosome binding; protein binding. Gene Ontology annotation, biological process: negative regulation of transcription by RNA polymerase II. The transcript has 12 exons.
GCCUUUGCGGUGGUGUACCGGAAAAGGUGGAGUUUGAGCCAAAAUGAGGGAAAAUAAGAACAUGUCUGAGUCCCCGUCUCAAGCGGGAAAGGAAAUACCGGCGAAAAAGCAAAAGCUAAGCAGUGACGAGAACAGUAACCCUGAUUUAUCUGGAGACGAAAAUGAUGAUGCUGUUAGUGUUGAGAGUGGGACCAAUGCGGAACGUCCAGACACACCCACUAACACUGCAAAUGCCCCAGGCAGAAAGAGUUGGGGCAAAGGCAAGUGGAAGUCCAAAAAGUGCAGAUACUCCUUCAGGUGUGUCAACAGCUUGAGGGAAGAUCACAGUCAGCCUCUGUUUGGAGUACAGUUUAACUGGCACAGUAAGGAGGGAGACCCAGUGGUGUUUGCCACAGUCGGGAGUAACAGAGUAACUCUGUAUGAAUGUCACUCUCAGGGAGAAAUAAGACUCUUGCAGUCUUAUGUUGAUGCUGAUGCAGAUGAGAACUUCUAUACGUGUGCCUGGACCUAUGAUACCAACACAAGUCAUCCCCUGCUGGCUGUAGCCGGGUCUCGUGGUAUCAUCCGGGUGAUCAAUCACAUCACAAUGCAGUGUAUCAAGCAUUAUGUGGGUCAUGGAAACGCAAUUAAUGAGCUCAAAUUCCACCCAAGGGAUCCAAAUCUCCUCCUGUCUGUCAGCAAAGAUCACGCUCUUCGUUUAUGGAACAUACAGACAGACACAUUAGUGGCAAUAUUUGGUGGUGUGGAAGGUCAUCGAGAUGAAGUCCUGAGUGCUGAUUUCGAUCUCCUGGGUGAAAAGAUUAUGUCUUGUGGGAUGGAUCACUCCCUUAAACUUUGGAGAAUUAAUUCAGAGAGAAUGCAGAAAGCCAUUCGUGGAUCCUAUGAGUACAACCCCUCAAAGACUAACAGACCUUUUGUCUCGCAGAAAAUUCACUUCCCAGACUUCUCAACGCGAGAUAUUCAUAGAAACUAUGUGGACUGUGUGCGGUGGCUUGGGGAUCUUAUUCUUUCAAAGUCUUGUGAAAAUGCCAUUGUUUGCUGGAAACCUGGAAAAAUGGAGGACGACGUUGAUCACAUUAAACCAAACGAGUCAAACGUGACAAUUCUGGGACGUUUCGAUUACAGCCAGUGUGACAUUUGGUACAUGCGCUUCUCCAUGGACUUCUGGCAGAAGAUGCUCGCUUUGGGAAACCAGGUGGGAAAGCUUUAUGUGUGGGACCUUGAAGGGGAAGACCCACAUAAAGCCAAGUGCACCACACUCACCCUUCCCAAAUGCACGUCAGCCAUCCGCCAAACCAGCUUCAGCCGUGACAGCAACAUUUUGAUAGCCGUAUGUGACGACGCUUCCAUCUGGCGCUGGGAUCGACAGCGCUGAGUAGCUGUGACUAAAAUAAAUUUGAUUUGUCCUCUUAAAUGUUGCUACUCUGCAAAGUAAUGCAUAUGUUGUUUAGUGUUUGGUUUAAUAUAGUAUAUUUCCUCCAAAAGCUGGGGAAUCAUGACAAGGUGGUCACAUUGCUGAAUAGAAGAGAUAACUCGACAAAUAAACAUUUUAUAUCUAGGAAAAACUUGGUAAAAGUGGUACUGUUUGUUUAUAGUUUUUUUUAGGUGAUUGUAUUUGCCCACAAUAAAAAGUUAAACCACCUUUACUCUAAAUGACAAGUUCACCUUUUAAGUUUUCCUUCUUGCGUUGUCCUUUGUUAAAACGGGAAUAGUCUCCUCUGUGUGCCUUGUAGCUUCCUAUGUGGGUCAGUUAAUAAAAUUCAAGGAAUUUGUGGGUCAUUUCAUCUGUAUUUUCUGUCACAUUUGGGGUAAAUAAGCUUUUAAAACACAAUGAUAAAUGUGGGCUUUUUUUGCAGUGUGGUAGAUUUUACAUCUUUUGGUUCCCAAAACAAAAUGAAGAUGCCUUUGCAUAUAUACACACACUGUGUACACCCUUUUCCUUUGUUGCCCCUGGACCCGCUUCCUCCACACAGGCACACCAGCUAAUUGCAUAACUUGACUUUGGAGGCUUUGCUCAGUUCUGUCAAUAAAAUGACUGUAAAUAUCUGCUGGAGUCAGUUUGUGCAAUUGACUUUUUUGGAGUUGUUUUUCCGCAGUAUUUUUAUUUAGUCUUAAAAGCUGCCAGGAGAAAUAAGUGCAGUAACUGACAUUUAUCUGUAAAUGUUUACCCUACCCUAAUGUUGAGGUUUGCUGCAGCUUGGGUUUUGGGUAGUCCUACCGUUUUGAAUUGCUUGUUCUUGGAAUUUAUUUGAACUUUAAUAAAGUUAUUUUUCUACA